Messenger RNA from Closterium sp. NIES-67, 311 nucleotides. Lineage: Eukaryota; Viridiplantae; Streptophyta; Zygnematophyceae; Desmidiales; Closteriaceae. The record is from the annotation of a GenBank genome assembly.
AUAGCGGGAAUGGGAAAGAAGGGCAAGACUAAGCGUGCCCUAUACGAGGAGGAGGAGGAGGAGGAGGAGGAGGAGGAUGGUGAGAGCAGCGGGGCAGAGGAAGGCACCAAGAAGGCCAAUGGGGCUGACCCUUGGGAUUUCAGGGGGAAUGGGUGUGGAGGGGAGGAGGAGGAGGACGACGAAAGGGACGAGGAGGAGGACGAGGACGAGGACGAGGAGGAGGACGAGGACGAGGGGAACGAGGAGCAGGAGGAGGAGGAGGACGACGACGACGACGAGGAGUAGGAGUAGGAGGAGUAGGGGUAGGAGUA